CAAAAUGGCUGCGCCCAAGAGUUCACGUGAAUCCGAUUCCAAAGUUUUGGGAAGGAAAAGAAAGAAAUCGACAGUAAAUACUUCUGAAACAGUAGCCAAUGGUUCAGAUAAUCAUGAUAGUGAAGAAUCUGAAAGCAAAGCAAAGGCUGUUAAACUUGAUUAUAGUUCAGCGGAGUUUAAAGUAGAAUUAAAAGACCCAAACACUUCAUUUAAAGCUCUCGAGAGAUUUGUCGCGGCGGCGCGGGCGUGGACGCCGUUGGACGAACAUGACAUCGUCAAGAACUACUGCUCGCUGUCGGCAGAAUGCGACGAGAUCUUCCUGUUGCUUGAGAGCACCAAGCACAGACCAGCGCAGCUGCGUGUCAUCUUCAACGCGCUCGAGUGCGUUCUGCUGCGCACCGCAGACGACCUCGACAGGUACAGGGUCGUUGGCAUGGCGAUCGUGCGGCGGCUACUGCGAUCCAACAUGGUGUCCCUGCACACGGAGCUGUCAGCAAAAUCGGGAGUGUGCGUCAAGUCGGGCCUGAAGCUGCUGAGUGCUAUGAUCGCGCAGGGUGACGCGGCGUGUCAGGAGGUGCUCGCUCUGUUCGACUUCUCCAGUCAGUGGCUGCAGCAUCUUCUCAACAGGAGGAACCUGAGGGAGGAGCAGGAUGUCCGCGUCUGCUAUCUACAUGUCGUGCUUGCAUUCCUCGUUGCCGGCGACAACGGCGUGAUCCGCGCGAGCCUCGAGCAUCCGCGUCUGCUCGCCGCCAUCUUCCCCGGUCUGCUGCUCGACCGCGCCGACACCGUGCACCUCGUGCUGACGACCGUGCGCGAGAAGAUAGUUGAGAAUCUGGCGGUGAGCAAGACGGCCAAGGUUCGGCUGUUCACGGCGUCCAUGUUGGCACAGCUGGUCAGGCUCUACGGCUGGACGCGGCCCGUGUGGAACGCCAGCCAGCUGGCCGACGGCGAUGGCAACGAUGGCGGCUUUUGCCCCGAAGGUGGCGCCGGCGACCAGGAGCUGGUGCACGACACCACGCAUGAGUUUCUGUUGCGCGUCUGUUGCUCGUACAAGUAUGGCGUCGCGUUCCGUGACUCGUCGCUCGGCACCGCUGCCAGGAACAACAAGAGACCAUAUGAAUCGGCAGUUUCAAUAACGGCAACGUCGGGCAUCCCCUGAAACAAGUGCGCAUCCGCUCGCUCGUCACCGCCGUGCUGCGGGCGUGUCCGGACCAGCUUCGUCAGUACCUGACGAGUGUUCAGCAUCUGUUUGCGCCGAGGCCGUCCGUCGGUUGGAUGACCAGCGUCCGGUGGCUGAGGGAGAUCUACUGAAGACGCUGCCCAUCACAUCUCUAGUCAGCUGCAGAGAAUGUCAACAAGAAAGGUUGCCAUGGCGAUGGUGUUGUCUGUUCCGCCAGGUGAUGACGGGUGCCAACGUUACAUCAAAGACGCUGAAAGGAAGGAGCAUGCGGUCAUACAGCACGAAUCGCUGCGUCUGCUGCGACUCAUCCUACGCCGCGCCAACGCCAUCACUGUCGCCAUGGCAACGGGCAGUGACGCAGAGCGGUUCACGCAACAGUACCACGAUGCGCUUGCCA
Molecule: messenger RNA, 1577 nt
Organism: Priapulus caudatus
Lineage: Eukaryota; Metazoa; Priapulida; Priapulimorpha; Priapulimorphida; Priapulidae
Product: nucleolar pre-ribosomal-associated protein 1-like
Exons: 10
Coding region: 5-1159 (384 amino acids)
Biological process (GO): maturation of LSU-rRNA from tricistronic rRNA transcript (SSU-rRNA, 5.8S rRNA, LSU-rRNA); maturation of 5.8S rRNA from tricistronic rRNA transcript (SSU-rRNA, 5.8S rRNA, LSU-rRNA)
Cellular component (GO): nucleolus
Source: RefSeq, a predicted model, not a curated record